This is a messenger RNA of Lineus longissimus, 1374 nucleotides long. RefSeq lists its product as uncharacterized. Gene Ontology annotation, biological process: DNA replication, removal of RNA primer. The transcript is spliced from 2 exons. The record is from RefSeq and is a predicted model, not a curated record. NCBI's taxonomy places the organism in Eukaryota, Metazoa, Nemertea, Pilidiophora, Heteronemertea, Lineidae. Gene Ontology annotation, molecular function: RNA-DNA hybrid ribonuclease activity; nucleic acid binding. The coding region runs from base 1 to 1374 and encodes 457 amino acids.
AUGACAUGGAGGAACCACAUAGAGCUAACCACUCUCCGGGCAAAACGGCGACUCUCACUCAUGAAGAAGCUGACAUGCAGCCAGUGGGGAGCAGACACCAGUGUCCUGAAGAAACUCUAUGUCGGAAGAAUAAGGCCAGUGAUGGAGUACGGGACAACUGCAAUGGCCAAUGCAGCCAAGUCCAACACUGCAAAACUCAACCGUGUGCAGAACCAAGCCGAGCGCAUCAUCACCGGGGCCAUGAAAUCUACGCCAAUCACUGCAAUGGAGACCAUAACCAAGCUCCAACCACAAGAAGACCGGAGGGAAGUGAAGGUGAUCACACUGGCAGAGAAAUUCAAAAGGAUGAAAACCCACCCAAUGCACCAGAGAAUCCAAAAAGGAGCUCGGAAAAGACUGAAGCGAGGCAGCUUCAUCAGUCAAAGCAAGGCACUGGAAAGGAAUCACCCUGAACUGAAAGUCAGCACUCCAAGGGAUAUACUAUCUAGCAGACCCAAGCCAAUACUCGACCCCCGAAUGUCACCGGAGAUCAAGGAGACAGUCCCUGGUAUCCUCAGCAAACACCUCCAAACUGAUGAGGCACGGAAAGCUCUGACAAUGGAGCAUAUCCACAUGCAGUACCCAGACCAGAAGUGGACCCAUGUGUAUACUGAUGGGUCAGCAACUGACGCAAUCAGAGAUGGAGGAGGAGGCAUCCUUAUCAAGUAUAAAGACGAGGAAGAGACAAUCGCGAUAUCAACAGGUAGAUACUCCAGCAACUACAGAGCUGAAGCCGUCGCAAUUGAAGAGGCAACCAAGAGGCUGAAACAGAAGAGGAACAAGACCAGACAUCGAAUAGUCAUAUUCACUGAUGCCCUUUCUGUCCUGAAAGCCAUGCAAGAUCCGAAGAAGGAGGAAAUGCAGAACCUCACCACAUCUCUGAGAGCCCUAUGUUCAUGCAGGAAGAAAGUCGUUCUCCAGUGGAUACCAGCCCACUGCAACAUCAAGGGGAACGAGAAGGCCGACCAUCUGGCCAAGGAAGGAAGCCAACUACACCAGAGCGACCUGUCCCUAACAUAUAAGGAGGCAAAAACCAAUAUCAAAGCUGCCUACUGGACCAAGUGGAAGGAAGAGCACAAGGGAUAUAAUGCUAAUGACAAUUACAACAAACUCACCAGAGGAGGCCAGGUCAUCAUAUUCCGACUGCGAACCGGCCACAACAGGUUACGCCAUCACCUGUUUACAAAGUUACGGAUCGGAGACAACGACUUGUGCCCAUGUGCCACAGAACCGAUGACCGUGGCACACAUCCUGACAAGAUGUGCGAGAUUGGCAGCUCUGAGAAAAGACAUCUGGCCAGAAGUCAAGAUUGAAAAAGAAUCUUUCAAAAAUUGA